Rhea pennata is the source of this 1372-nucleotide messenger RNA. It is a transcript of the gene RCCD1, whose product is annotated as RCC1 domain containing 1. The coding region runs from base 9 to 1088 and encodes 359 amino acids. NCBI's taxonomy places the organism in Eukaryota, Metazoa, Chordata, Aves, Rheiformes, Rheidae. The transcript has 7 exons. The record is from RefSeq and is a predicted model, not a curated record.
GCCGCGCCAUGGCUGCGCCGCGCCGCGCGUGGCUCGUCUUCGGCUUCAGCACCGAGGAGGCGGCGGGGGGCCCGGAGCCGGGCCCGGAGCCGCGGCGCCUGGACUCGGGCCCCGAGGGCAUCCGCCGCGUGUGGCCGGCCUGGAGCUACGUGGUCCUGGAGACCGGCACGGGCGCGCUGGAGGUGCGCGGCGGCGGCGGCGCGGGGCGGCGGCUGCCGGCGGGGUGCACCGAGGCGCUGCCGUCGGAGACGCACGUGGUGCUGCGGCGGGCGGCGGCGGCCGAGGCCUGGCCGCGGGCGGCGGCGCUGCGGGGGGAGCUGCGGGGAGCCCCGGCCUGGCGGCGAGCGCUGCCGCCGGCCCCCGGGCCCGGCGCCGGCCCCGCGCCGCCGCCGCUGCCGCUGCUGCCCGGCGGGUUCGCGGCGCCGCGGCCGCCCUUCUUCGUGCCGCUGCCGCCUGCCCUGCGCGCCCAGCGCCUGGCGCUGGGCCACGAGCACGUCCUGGUGCUGGGCGCCGCCGGGGAGACCUACGCGUGGGGCAGCGGCAGGCACGGGCAGCUGGGGCAUGGCGUGCUGGAGCCAGAGCCGGAGCCGCGGCUGGUGGAGGCACUGGCCGGCGUGCCGAUGCGGGAGCUGGCAGCAGGCGGAUGGCAUUCGGCCAGCGUCAGCGAGACUGGUGAUCUCUACAUGUGGGGCUGGAACGAGUCCGGCCAGCUGGCCCUGCCCUCCAAAGCGCUGGCAGAAGAGCGGGCGCAGGCUGAGAGCACUGGUGCAGGAGACGCUGAGCUGGCACCUCACCGGGAGCAGCCGGGUGCCGACUUCAUUUCCAUCCAGGCCUUCCCAGCUUUGCUGGAUUUCCCCCAGGACCUGGAGGUCAGCAAGAUCAGCUGUGGCUCCCGGCACACAGCCGCUGUCACACGAGGCGGCGAGCUCUACACCUGGGGCUGGGGUAAAUAUGGACAGCUGGGCCAUGGAGACAACGCCAGUUCUGACCAGCAGCAGCGUGUAGACUACCUCACUGCCCAGGGGCUGCAUGCUGAGGAUGUAGUCUGUGGGCCCUGGACCACCUAUGUGUGCGUACUGGAGCCGUGAGGCUGCUGCUCCUGGGAAGCAGCCCAUACAGUGACUGCUGCAGGCACAAGGGUGGAAGAUGACAGUGCCGUGCUGCCCUGCUGUCACAAGCAGCCCUAGUGGCUGCUCUGCCCUCUUCACUAUGAGGCUGAACAGUCUUCACAGAGGGCGAUGACAGAGCUGGGUCUAGCACCACACUGAACUCACAACAGGGGGGAAAAUGGUCCCUGACUCAGCCUCUACGCUACUGCUGAAGAACACAGAGGGAAGAAAUUAGUUUAUUUAUUAUAUUUCCUUUUUCAUAA